Molecule: messenger RNA, 1922 nt
Organism: Pantherophis guttatus
Lineage: Eukaryota; Metazoa; Chordata; Lepidosauria; Squamata; Colubridae
Product: enkurin-like
Cellular component (GO): axonemal microtubule; acrosomal vesicle
Molecular function (GO): calmodulin binding
Source: RefSeq, a predicted model, not a curated record
CCAUCCAGAGGUGUGUCGGGGGGGAGAGAGGAAACCCCAUCCCUUGCCAAAAAGCAGGGCCCGAUUUCUUGCCCUGCAUCUGGACUUUUUGCAGGACCCCCAGCUGAAAUGGCUGAAAUUCUCUGCCCUCAGCCUCAAUUGCAGCAACAGGAGAGCAUCUACCACUGGCUGCCCACCAGGGAGGAAGAGCCCACCAAGCCACCGUUAAGGUACAUCUCCACCUUCCGGUCCUUCGUCCAGCAGGAGAUGGAAGAGAAGAGGAAGGCGCCAUGCCAAACCAUGGGCAUCCCGAAGCUGCAAGUGCCCAGCCCGAAGGAGUAUCUCCGGAAACACUCCAAGGAGCAGAGGGUCCCCAAAUGCACGCACGAGCGUGAAAAGAGGCUCCCCGGCAAAGCCCCGUUGCCUGCGCAGUCCGACCGGCCGCUUAUGGGCAUCCAGAGCGAGAAGAACUUCAUCACGGCCAACGUGGCCGAGGCCAUCAUGGCUGUGGCCAAGAAGCCCCUCCACGCCUGCGUGGACCAGCGGAGGGGAGACAAGUUCCUGCUGGACGGAUCCGGACUGGUUCAAAGGUUCCUCAAGAAGAAGGACUUCGGGGUGACCCCCAAAUACAUCCAAAGGCGGAAGAAAGAAGCUGUGGAUGUGCGCAAAGAACGGGUGGCUGCUCGGCGGGAGUGCCUGCAGAAGAGACGGCUGACCCGCCUCUCCUCCCGUGAACGGGAGAACAUCUUGGAUGGUCUGAAGAACAACUGGGAGGAGAUCAACAAGGACUUCCAGAGCCUCUCCGUGGAGAUCACCACCAUCCCGCAGAGGCUCCGCAAGGAGAAGUUGGAGACUGAGAUGAAACAGCUGGAACAUGACAUCAGCGCACUGGAGAAACAUCGGUUUAUCUACAUUGCUGGCGAAUAAGGGAGGGAGUCUGGGCCGAGGAGGAGUGGGCUGCCUUGGGAUCACCUCCCAUGGUUUCUUUGUUUCCCCAGAUUGGGAGGGGCUCGACACCUGGCGGACAGCCCCCCCCCCCAGCUUUUGGUGGGUCCAUCACUUCUCCCAAUGGGUUUCCAGUUGCUGUGGUUGGGUUGGGCAGCUGCCCAGUGGGGACAUUCAAAUUUCUCCCUUACCGGUUCUGUGGGCGUGGCUUAGUGGGGGGGUUUUCCUGUGAUUGAGUGGGCGUGGCCAACUCAAUGUCAUUCACAGCCACGGCCACUCAGUCACAUGACCCCCACCCACCAAGCCACGCCCACAGAACCCGGUAGGAGAAAAUGUGUGUAUGAGCACCAGAAGGGCUGAUAGUGAAUGCUGCGGCAGAGAGAAGCUGAUUUUUUCUCCAUUCAUUCACAACGGAGCUGCUUCUCCCUUUAUGCCCCUCCCCCCCCCGGCCUCCUCCCUCCCGGGAACUACCUUAAAGGGACAGGCUGCUGCAGCUCCGCUGUGAAUGGACAGAGAAAAGUUUGGAUUCUCUCUGCUGCAGCAUUUAACGUUGAAUGGGGCAAGCGGCCAGAAGGGGUGAGUGGCGACCAGGCAAGCAUGGGAAGGCCCAACCAGGGGUGGUUUUUACUUGUUCGGCAAACUGAUUCAAAUCAUCUCUACCGGUUCGCCCAAGCCGGUCCAAGCUGGUUGAAUUUCACCCCUGGAGCUGCCAGACCCGAAAGGGCUCCGAUUCCCCACCACCACAGUCAGGCACAAUCCUGGGCGAGAUCUCUUCUCCCCCUCCCCCUCCCCCACAACCAGUGCAUCCUCGGGGGAGGAGAAGCAUGAGAAGUUGCUACUAGUUUUUAAGAUGUGUUUGCCGAAGUUGUGCAAACAUUCUUCCUUGAGUUUUGCGAAUUUUUCAAAGUUUUACAAAGGUUCUACUUGAGUUUUACAAAGUGGUUGAAGUUGUAAAAUGGUUCUUUCUUUUAAAUAAAGCGCAUUAUUGCCCUCUGUUA